ACGCGGCGCCGGCCACCAAGGGCGCCCCCGCCGUCGUCACCACCCGCUCCGACGCCGACCACCCCGAGAAGAAGCUCAAGCUCAAGAAGUGCCUGACGACGCUGGACCUGACCUCCCUGGGAGUGGGGUCCUGCGUGGGCACCGGCAUGUACCUGGUGGCCGGCAUGGUCGCCAAGUCCGUGGCCGGGCCCGGGGUCAUCUUCUCCUUCAUCAUAGCCGCCAUCGCCUCCAUCUUCUCUGGCGCGUGCUACGCGGAGUUCGGCGUGCGGGUCCCGCACACGACGGGCUCGGCCUACAUGUACUCGUACGUGACGGUGGGCGAGCUGGUGGCGUUCGUGAUCGGCUGGAACAUGGUGCUGGAGUACCUGAUCGGCACGGCGGCCUGCGCCUGCGCGCUCUCCGCCUGCCUGGACGCCCUCGCCGGCGGCGCCGUGUCGCGGGGCGUCGCCUCCAGCGUCGGCACCAUGUUCGGUCGGCCGCCGGACUUCCUGGCGUGCCUCAUCACGCUGCUGAUGACGCUGGUGAUGGCGGCCGGCGUCAAGAAGUCGCUCAUCUUCAACAACGUGCUCAACGCCAUCAACCUGGCCGUCUGGGUGUUCAUCAUGUCGGCCGGCCUCUUCUACGUCGACGGCCGCAACUGGUCCGAGUCCAAGGGCUUCCUGCCCUUCGGCUGGUCCGGGGUGCUGACGGGGGCGGCGACCUGCUUCUACGCCUUCAUCGGCUUCGACAUCAUCGCGACGACGGGCGAGGAGGCGACCAACCCGCGGCGCUCCAUCCCGCUGGCCAUCGUCGCGUCGCUCAUCGUCAUCCUGAUCGCCUACGUCACCUCCUCCAUGAUGCUCACGCUCAUCGUGCCGUACAACAAGGUGGACGCCGACUCGGCGCUGGUCGAGAUGUUCGGCCAGGUGGGCGCCUACAAGUGUAAGUGCAUCGUGGCCGUGGGCGCGCUCGCCGGACUCACCGUCUCCAUGUUCGGCUCCAUGUUCCCCAUGCCGCGCAUCGUCUACGCCAUGGCCCAGGACGGACUCAUCUUCCGGACACUGUCUCGCGUGUGGCAGGCUACGGGAACCCCAGCCAUAGCAACCUUCAGCUCUGGGAUAGCCGCUGCGUUGGCAGCCUUGCUCAUCCAGCUUGAGGUGCUGGUCGAGAUGAUGUCCAUUGGGACGCUGCUGGCGUACACGCUGGUGUCGACGUGCGUGCUCAUCCUGCGCUACCAGCCGCACUCCACCAACCUGGUGGAGCUGCUGCCCCAGUCGCUGCGGACGCCCAUCCGCGGCUCGCCCACCAAGGAGAACCUCAGCAACGGUCAGGUGCUGUACGGAAACCAGCUGCAGCCGGACCAGCUGCGAGCGGCGCUGGGAGGCAGCGGAGGCGGCGUCGGCGGCGCCACGACUCUGGGGGCGGGCGUGGGCGUGGCGGCGCCCGGCCCGCCCCUCUCGCACCACGGCGCCCACCACCAGCGCGUCAUGGUGCGCCGCGUCACCCGCAGAUACUCCUCCCCGGACAGCGACGACACGUACCCGGGCGAGGAGCCCGAGGAAGAUUUGUCGAUGCGGGACGACCAGUUCCUGGUGUCCGACCGCAGCGAGAACAAGUUCUACGGCUCGCUGCACGGCGCCGGCGGGGGCGGCGGGGGCGGCCUGGGGCUCGGACUCGGCGGCGGCUCCGGCCUGGGGGCGGGCGUCUCCGCCCCCGGCCUCUGCUACAUCGGACGCCGCCUCCACGCAGCGACGUACCUGUGCCCGGCCAUCUUCCCCUGGGUGGAUACGGGCCCGGCCACCGAGGAGUCGGGCAUGUUCGUGAUGAAGAUGGUGGGCGUGCUGUACGUGCUCAUCCUGAUCUUGGACAUCACGGUGGCCGCCUCCGGGGGCAGCGGAGGCUCCUGGCUGGCUGCGGCCCUCUCCAUCACCGUGCUCGCCAUCAUCGGCGUGCUGCUCGCCAUCUCGAGGAAGCCCCAGAACAGGAAGACGUUGCUCUUCAUGACACCAGGCUUGCCAUUCGUGCCAGCAGUGGCUGUCACUGUCAACAUCUACCUCAUCUUCAAGCUCUCCAUCCUCACACUGGUGCGCUUCACCGUCUGGAUGGCCAUCGGCUUUGGUGUGUACUUCUACUACGGCAUCAAACAUAGCACACUGGAGGAGGAAGAACAACAGAGACUCCGUGAAGAACAAGAGGAGGAGGAGCAGCGCUCCGUGUCCGGCAUCCAGGGGGGCAUCGGCGGAGGCUCCGACACCGGGGGCGGCAUUGAGAUGUCCGUGUCGCCCGCCCGGCAGACGCCCCAGGUGCCGGUGCAGACCGCGGGCUCGGCACCAGUAGCGGCGACUGGCAGAGCCUCCGACCUGUUCGUUCCGCCGACCCAUUUUCCGACGUGGGACGAUUGAGACGGUGGCCGUCGUGGAGGCAGGACCGUAGCAGCUGGGGUUCGGGGCCCUGCUCUGACGUGCCACGGACCGAGCGAGUGGUGAAUGGCGAGUGAGGUGACCGGCAGCUGUGGCGGGCGAGACUGUGGGGGCGGUAUGACCGGUGCCCGGGUUCCCGGUGCCUGCUCGCGUAUGGGGUCAGUGACGAGAUGGACUGCGUGGAGUGUGGUGGCCGGGGAGUCUGCAGACGUCAAACGGUGCACGGAACAUCCCCGUCUGGUCUGCUGACAAACUGGCUGAAGCAGCCUGGAAAACUGUCUCGUCGUGUGAAGCAGUGAUCGGCAGUGAAUUUGACUGUCGAACGACUGCAAAUUCGCCAGUUACUUAGCUGACAUAGAGGCAAUAUGAACAGCUGUGAUGCAGCACAGAGGAUCCAUUUUCGUGUGUCAGGGGAUGGCUCUAGACUCCACUGUCCAGCUCCUUUUCUGAGGAACAUCUCGGGUUGUUGUAACUGGAGUAUUUCCUAGCAUUUACUGCUUGAUUUCAGUCAUCAAACCUUGCUGUGAUGUAAAUGUUGAGACCUUACACUCAUUCGUAAUGAAAGCUACUGACAUUCUUGUGCAACUGUGUUUUGUGUAGAGGUGUUCAGUUAUGCCCUGAUAAUUGCAGCAAUAUUAAUUUCCAGAACUUUUUGGUAAUUCAGUUGAAAGAGGUAACAGCACCAAAACUGUCCGUGCAAAACACCUCAGAGUGAGGGAAUGUGACAGUGUUGAUGGUGAUCUGACCAUCACAUUCCCACAGCCUUUCUUGAUGAGGUGACACUUCUCCCAUUGUCUCUCACUGAAAUCAACAAUACAAAAACAAUAAUAUAUAUAUCAUCUCACCAAUGUCUCCUACACAAAUAUAUGUUACACAACACUUGCGCUUCACAAUGAAGAAGUGCACAAAUAAAGAUAACCAUCCACUUUAAUCAACUAAACCCUCAGGAGUCACCUAAUUCCACAGUGUAAUGUGACAGUAACAGAGAAUCAAUACAUACACACAUUAGCUGCUGAACUUGUAAGAUGGUACGUAAUUCCCACUACUUGGCCAGUUGUUCACAAUGUCAUUCUUACAUCGUAUGAACUAUGAAAUCCAAUUACUGUUGCUGUUGUAGAGGAAACCCCGCCGUGUUUUGGUGGUGCAUAAUAGUAUGCAACUGUGCACUGACUAAGUACUGGUAAUUCACUCCUACUCAUCACACUUAGGCCGUAUGUGUAGAAUACCAAUAUACAAGUUGAAACUGUCAGAAGAAGGAAAUAAAAAGCUGUUCAUAGUACUUUACCUAUGAAAUACUGGUAAGCUGAUGGGUGCAAUAGUUCUUUUCAGAAACUAGGUCCUCACCUGCCAAGUCUGAAUGGCUGACAAUGAAUGCAAGUUAUCUUAUAUGCAGGAGUGAGUGUAAGGUAACUGAAGAUACCGUGUACGUAGUUGUAAUGUGCACAAAAUGGUUAAUGCAGAAACAAAACCAAUUUUUCAGUUUUUCAUAUAAAAGUAUUUGACACACAAUACUGGGCAAUCAAAGUAGAAAGUAUAUUUUGAUAAUGAAGCUAGUUUUGAUUUAUUUCGGCAGGAAUCUAUAACAUUUAAUACAUGUCGCUUUUUGAGACAGUAGUGGAUCCCUGUAUCUUGCUGACGAUUAUGGCCUGGAUUGGCACGCAAACGUCACUGACUGUAAAAAAUUAGUAUUGACAAGUACUGAUGUAUAGGUAGUGUUCAUCUUGCUAUCUUUACAUCUGCAUCACAGCUGUCCAAAUCAAAGUAAUACUGCAUCUUGAUCUAUACCAGCACUGAAUUUCCUGUACCAGUAGAGCCCUCGUAGGUAAUUUGCUGGCCUCAUUCAGCAGUAGUACUGGCAAGUGCCAAGGCUUCCAUCUUGUAGAGGAUGAACAAAGUAUACCAACAGAGCACAAUGCAGCUUCAAGUUCCCACUUAGCCUUCCAUCCUGGAAUAUAAAAUGUGUGGGAAAGCUCACCCCAUACUGAGCAGGCACAAUAUCCAAUGCAUUGAUGAAACCUUGUUUCUUUGAGGACUAUGUGAGAGAAGCGAGUAUUUUUUCUUGUUUACUAGCUGUAAAUCCCUAGUUAAGUUUUCUAGUUUAUCCUAGAAGUAAACUUAAA
Schistocerca piceifrons (Central American locust) is the source of this 4519-nucleotide messenger RNA. RefSeq names its product probable cationic amino acid transporter. The coding region runs from base 147 to 2381 and encodes 744 amino acids. Gene Ontology annotation, cellular component: plasma membrane. Lineage: Eukaryota; Metazoa; Arthropoda; Insecta; Orthoptera; Acrididae. Gene Ontology annotation, molecular function: amino acid transmembrane transporter activity. The transcript has 15 exons. The record is from RefSeq and is a predicted model, not a curated record. Gene Ontology annotation, biological process: transmembrane transport; amino acid transport.